GCCCGCGCGACGCGCCCAGUUCCAAGGUUUUUAACAGCGGUAGUAUCAACGGACAUGACAAAGUUCCCAAAUCCAGGACUACUGAGGUUGUGGAGAUGGACUGAGGGUUGUGUCAGUGUGUGUGUGUGAGUGAGUGACGCGUAAUUCAGAGUGCAAAGACACAGAGAGACGUCAUUGUCCCGCGUCCCAUUGUAACAUAGCUACGCGGCUCUGAGACCACUGUACGCGGGGGGAACACACAGCCAUAACGGGUACCUCCCCAACCAACGCGGCUCUGAGACCACUGUCCGCGGGGGGAACACACAGCCGUAACGGGUACCUCCCCAACCAACGCGGCUCUGAGACCACUGUCCGCGGGGGGAACACACAGCCAUAACGAGUACCUCCCCAACCAACGCGGCUCUGAGACCACUGUCCGCGGGGGGAACACACAGCCGUAACGGGUACCUCCCCAACCAACGCGGCUCUGAGACCACUGUCCGCGGGGGGAACACACAGCCAUAACGAGUACCUCCCCAACCAACGCGGCUCUGAGACCACUGUCCGCGGGGGGAACACACAGCUGUAACGGGUACCUCCCCAACCAAUGCGGCUUCGCAUACGCGUCCCUCUAUUGAUUUGAAUGUGUUGACAAUUGGAGAAAUAGCUUGAGCUGCAUUGAGAAUUACAAAAGUAUGAAGGCCAAUGGUCCAAUAUUCUAGAAUACUGCUGUGCGUGCACAUUUUGGACUCUGUUAGACGUGUGUGUGUGUGUGUGUGUAAGAGUUUGAGUAACCUGCGGUAACAGACAUGCCCAAACCUGAUCUACUGUGUUUGGUUCAACUACUGGACAACACUAUCCAGACCUUUACAGUCAACAAGCAGGAUGCAGGUGAGGUUUUGCUGGAGCAGGUGUGUAAUCAGCUGGGUCUGCUGGAGAGACACUUCUUCAGUCUGCAGCUACGAGACUCCAACACCACCAUCGUCACUCAAACACACUCUCCUAGGUGGCUGGAGGCCAACAAACCACUGAAGAAGCAGCUGAAAGGAGUUGUCUCUCCAUUCUACCUGACCCUCCGAGUCCGAUUCUUCAUCUCAGACCCCAACUCUCUACAGCAUGGCCAGACCAGACAUAUGUACUUCCUCCAGAUCAGGAGUGACAUCAGAGAGGGCAGGUUGAAGUGUCCUCUGAGUGCAGCUGUGGUACUGGCCUCCUAUGCUGUGCAGUCUGAGCUAGGUGACUACUCCCCAGACCUUCUCCCUGGUUACCUGUCCAAAAGCCACUUCCUCCCGGAGCAGGAUGAUGACUUCCUGUCUAGAGUGGAGGCUCUGUACCCAGGGCACAGGGGGCUGAAGCAGAGUGAUGCAGAGCUGUGUUUUCUCAACACAGCAAGAACUCUGGAGCUGUAUGGAGUGGAGCUACACACUGCCAUGGACUCCAACAGUUCCCCUCUAUUGGUGGGAUUGGCCUCAGGGGGCGUGGCUAUCUUCUGUAACAUGAUUUGCUCCAGUUUCUUCCCCUGGGUGAACAUCAUCAAGAUAUCCUUCAAGAGGAAACGCUUCCUUAUGCAGCUCAGACGCAAACAUGGGGAGACGCAGGACUGUGUGGUGAGCCUGGUCCUGCCGUGCCCCAGGGCCUGUAAGAACCUGUGGAGGUCAUGUGUGGACCAUCACUGCUUCUUCCACACCAACCUGGCAACCCGUAGCCCACACCACACCAACCUGGCAACCCAGAUACACAACAAGCUGCUCUCACAACACUGGGCCUUGGGCAACACUAAAACAGACAGUGGUCCAGUGUGUAAGAAAGUGAUGGGUGGGAUGGAGUGGAACCCAGCUCUGAGGGGAUCCACCUCGUCAGAACACCUGGAGACCAAGAGCCUACCUUCCCGAUCCCCCCCGCUCACACCCAAGUGGCGGAGUCCUCGUGUGCGUCAUGGCGCCCGUAAACCCCGCCCCUCCUCAGUGGAGCUGAACAAUGACUUGCGAGACGUGUCGGAGGGGGAGGAUGUCUUUUACACCUACAGGGUCUCCCUCAGCAGCAGCAGGGGCAGCCAGGAGGGCACGCCUACACACAGUGUUUCUGGCACUCACAGCCAAGGAGGUGGAUGGUCGCAGGUUGAUGACAUCGGCACAGGAGAGGAAGACAUUAAGGACACCUCACACUACCGGGACAAGCGUGCUCUGGGGGAUGGCGACCUGCUAUUGGUGCGUCUCGCUCCUGAUCACGACGGAAAGUUUGGUUUCAAUGUCAAAGGUGGCGUGGACCAGAAGAUGUCCCUGGCCAUAUCCCAGGUCAACCCUGACUCCCCUGCGGGGCGGGUUGAGCCAAGGUUGUUGGAAGGUGACCAGGUCGUGCUGAUCAACGGUCGUGACAUCUCUGAACACACGCAUGAUCAGGUGGUCAUGUUUAUAAGAGCCAGCAGAGAGUCCCACUCCAGAGAACUGGCUCUGCUUAUACGACGCAAAGGUCCAGGGCGUGUGGCCCCCCUGCUGCAGUUUCCCUCUGCCCUGUCUCUGACUGGUCAAUCACACGGUGAACCACUGCUUCUGCCUGGCCAAUCAGAACAAGGCCAGACACUUGAAGAGUCCAUGAAACAACUGGAGAGGGGGAUCCAGACAGGCACUCUCACCUUCCACUUCGAGAACCUGUACAUGAGGAAGCCUGGCCUGUCAGUAGCCUGCGCUCGUCUCCCUGAGAACACAGACAAGAACAGAUACAAGGACGUGCUGCCCUACGACGUCUCCAGAGUGGUACUUCAGGACCAAGAGGACUACAUCAAUGCAAGCCACAUCACGGUGGUGUCCCCAGGGUCUGGUGUGUGUCUGCGCUACAUUGCAGCUCAAGGACCGCUGCCUCAGACCUGCACUCACUUCUGGCAGAGUGUGUGGGAGCAACACACACACACCAUCAUCAUGCUCACCACACUCACCGAGAGAGGACGGACUAAGUGCCACCAGUACUGGCCACACCCUCCUGAAGUGAGGGAUUAUGGGUACCUGAGGGUCAGCUGCCACUCUGAGGAAUGCAACCUGGCCUAUGUCACACGCCAAUUCACCCUAACACACACACAGCUGGGAGAGGAGCGUUCGGUGACCCACCUGCAGUAUGUAGCAUGGCCAGACCAUGGUGUACCUGAUGACCCCUCAGACUUCCUGCUGUUCAUCACCUCUGUUAGAGAGAGGAGGACAGGAGACACACCACUUAUGGUGCACUGCAGCGCAGGGAUUGGGCGUACAGGUGUUCUCAUUACCAUGGAGACGGCGUUGUCGCUGUUGGAGAGCGGUCGACCUGUGUUCCCUCUGGACAUCAUCAGGACGCUCCGAGACCAGAGGGCCAUGAUGAUCCAGACCACGUGUCAGUUCCGGUUUAUGUGUGAGGCCAUCCUGCGUGUCUACAGAGAGAGAGAGGAGAGCAUUCUACAGCACCACCCUCAGCACUGCUAACGGACCAUUAACAGGAGGAUGGGGGGACAGCUAGCCCCAGCACUAGGCUAACAGGAGGAUAGGGGGACAGCUAGCCACAAUGCUAGGCUAACAGGAGAAGAGGACUGCUAGGCUGUAGCCUUAGAGAGCCAUAGCAUUCCACUAGCCUUAAGUGCUCGGCAACAGCUAGCCUUCUGUUGCUACAGCACAUAAUGAGCCAUAGUGCCGAAUGUGCUCAGCUAGUCCGAUCCUUAUGUUAGCCAUAGAGCACCGCUAGCAGGGAAGGACUAUGUACUAUAAAGGUCUCUCUUUUUUCUUCUCUGGGACCAAAGUGCUACUGUAUGAGUGACUGAAGACUGUAUCUCAGUUCCUCCUGAGUGGCGGCUAUAGGAUUGACUGGUCUGUCUGUAUUGUUGGGAGAGUGUUGAGGCUUUCGGUGGAUUCACAGUAGAGACGAACACUGCCAGAGCCACCACACACUACCCCACGCUCCACCUUCCCUAAAUUAUUGACACACUGAAUAAACACACUGACAUCUA
Messenger RNA from Salvelinus fontinalis (brook trout), 3943 nucleotides. It is a transcript of the gene ptpn3, whose product is annotated as protein tyrosine phosphatase non-receptor type 3. Bases 789 to 3425 code for a protein of 878 amino acids. Gene Ontology annotation, biological process: protein dephosphorylation. The transcript has 26 exons. Gene Ontology annotation, cellular component: cytoplasm; cytoplasmic side of plasma membrane; cytoskeleton. Gene Ontology annotation, molecular function: protein tyrosine phosphatase activity; protein binding. The record is from RefSeq and is a predicted model, not a curated record. NCBI's taxonomy places the organism in Eukaryota, Metazoa, Chordata, Actinopteri, Salmoniformes, Salmonidae.